CCUGAGGUGUGUUAGUGACAAACAAACACACCCAGAGAAACACACGGUGCUGUCACGAGCCUCGCAUCUAAACAGACAAACAGACGGAUUUAUAAAAGCAACGCGACAUGCAUGCGCGCGCGGAUGUGUGUGUGCAGGUAUUUGGAGGUGUUGGAGGUUUUUGAGGAAUUAAAAGUGGACUGAUGGAGCCGCUGGCAGACUGAGGGGCUGGGCUGUGUGGCUGGACUUUCUUCAUUGUUGCAUGUUUCCUGGGAUGGAAUAAUUCUUCUCUUCAUUCAUCAGAGAAAUAACUGACGGACUCUUCUAUUCACUCUCGAUGGUGGUUGAAGGAGAGAUGGACAGCAUCGGGAACACCAUGCAGAAGAAGGCUGCAGAGCUGGAGCGGCUGGCCGAGGUGCUCGUCACCGGAGAACAGCUGAGGCUGCGGCUCCACGAGGCGAAGGUGAUCAAAGAUCGGCGGCACCACCUGCGGACUUACCCAAACUGCUUUGUGGCCAAGGAGCUCAUUGAUUGGCUGAUCGAACACAAGGAGGCCUCGGACCGAGACACGGCAAUCAAGAUUGUGCAGAAACUUUUAGACCAGAGCAUCAUUCACCACGUGUGUGACGAGCACCGAGAGUUCAAAGACCUGAAGCUGUUUUACCGUUUCCGGAAAGAUGACGGCACAUUCCCUUUGGACAGCGAAGCCAAAGUCUUUAUGAGGGGGCAGAGGAUCUAUGAAAAACUGAUGAACACAGAGAAUACCCUGUUACAAACCAGGGAGGAGGAGGGCGGGACGUUCGAGCGCGCGGUGGUGGCCUCUGAGUUCGUCGACUGGCUGCUUCAGGAGGGAGAGAUGGCCACCAGGGAGGAGACGGAGCGGCUGGGGAGGAGGCUUCUGGAGCACGGCAUCAUUCAGCACGUUACCAACAAGCACCACUUUGUUGACGGUCCGCUCCUCUACCAGUUCCGAAUGAAUUUCCGGCGGCGGCGGCGGUUAAUCGAACUUCUUCACGAGCGCAGCCGCUGCAUCCCCGAGAGCCACGACAGUCCCUUCUGUCUCCGCAAACAGAACUCAGAUGGAGGCAACACCAGCUUCCUCUCAGUGAGUCCCACUAAAGAGAUCAAGGUGGCAGUCGGAGUUCGGCGAAGCAGCAUGAGCAGCAGUUGUGGCAGCAGCGGUUAUUACAGCAGCAGCCCCACACUCAGCAGCAGCCCACCGGUCCUCUGUAACCCAAAGUCUGUUCUGAAAAGACAAGUGAGUCCAGAGGAGCUGCAGACACCAGGAGGACCUUUUAUAAAGAAGACAUUCACUAUUAUUGGUGACGCUGUGGGCUGGGGCUUUGUGGUGCGAGGCAGCAAACCCUGUCACAUCCAGGCAGUGGACCCAGGUGGACCUGCAGCUGCUGCUGGCAUGAAGGUUUGUCACUUUGUGGUGUCGGUGAACGGACUGAACGUUCUCUCUCACGACUACCGGACUGUCAGCAACCUGAUCCUAACUGGACCCAGGACAAUCGUGAUGGAGGUGAUGGAGGAGACAUAAGCUCGAGGGGAGCCAUGACAGAAUCCCUCAUAGAUGAGUAGUGCAGUAACAAUGUGGGGACUACAAGGUUUUAGUACUUGACCUCAAAACUCCACUGAUAGAGCGACGGUGACGACUUGAGACGCAACUCAGACUCUCUCUGUGCCAACUUUGCUUGAAAAGGUGGAUGACUGAGAGACGGAGUGUGUUUAACAAUGUGGGUAUUCAAAGUCCAGUUAAUGAUUCAACCCAUAGUGAAAACACGCCGGUUACUUGAGUUUUUGUUUUAAUUUAGAAGCACGCGCAAAAGAGCAGGAGCCAGCUCUUCUACACAUGUUGAUCCAACUGCUUCAAUGUGCCCACAAAGACUCUCAGUGUUGAUAAAAAGGGUCCCGGACUUUGUGUGUGGAAUAGCAAGAGCCAUGUUUGUUUUUUGAUGAAUCCGUUGCUGAACAUGAUUAAUGUGUUUAAAGGAUGAGAGGUAAAGUUUUUGUCGGGAGACGCACAAGUACAAGCUGAAACUGUAACAAUAAGGAAGAAUAUUUCAUGCUGACACAUUCAGUGACCUCUCCCCCAGUUAGUUUCCAACUGUGGACUCAAGCUACUGAUGGCUCAACACCGCCCUCUGCUGGGAGAGACAGGAAGACACACACACACACACACACACACACACACACACACAUUCUUGUACUUCUAUCUUUGUGAGGGCCCUCAUUGGAACAAUAAGUUUUAAUUUUGUUUUCAAAUUUAGUUAGUUUUAAUGAGUUUUUAGAGUCAGUUUGCUAGUUUUAGUUUCAUAUUUUUUUUAAAUGCUUUAGUUUUAGUUUAGUUUUUAUUAGUUUUAGUUUUUUGUAAUGGGGUAUUUGUUGGGGGGGAGAUUAAAAGAGGUCACAGUAAAUUUUGCCUUUAUUUCCUUUGUCUGAUCCAUCUUCAUUAUGUAUAAAAAAAGCUGACAAAGACGAAAACGAAGGACAUUUUCACUAUAAUUUUAGUUAGUUUUGUAACCACACAAUACAGUUUCAGUUAAUUAUCAUUAUCAUGUGACCUUUAACCCUUAAAACAAAGUCUGAAAUCUCAAAAAAGCCUUUAAAGAAGUGAGGACCGGCCGAAAUGUCCUCACUUUGCAAAAAUGUCCUCACUCUGUUGGUUAAAAACGUGUUCCGGUCCUCACAAUGUAGGAAGUACAAGAACACACACACACACACACACACACACACACAGGGAGCAUUUAUACUCCCAACUCCGUAAAUCAGCAAAUCUUUAAUUUCUGGGUGUUUUUCCUUGCUUGGGGAACUGGUGUGUUGAAUAGAAAACAAACAAAUUUCUACCCUUGUCAUGUAAAAGAAAUUAGCAAAUUGAUGCCAAGGUAGAUUUAUGUGUAGUGAUAAACUUUAUGUGACAUUGACAGGCACAGUGUAUAUAGAAAAGUUACAAAAGACUUAACGCACAAAAGAAGUGAAGAACUGAAAAAGUCCUGCUUUAGAAAAAUGGUGUUUAUCGGGGAAAAAGCCUCAUUAUUGUACAAACUUAAGCUACGGCACUGAGAACAUUUAUAUUGUUUUUAUUAUUAUUAUUAAUUACCCCUAGUGUAUAUUAGUAUAUACAUUUUUGUGUUUGUUUUUAAGCAAAAACUUUACCCCCAAAAUGAGCAUUUGUAUACCAAUGACUCAACUUAAGUUGAAUUCUUAAGGGGAAAAACUGCAGACCUCCAAG
Molecule: messenger RNA, 3214 nt
Organism: Centropristis striata (black sea bass)
Lineage: Eukaryota; Metazoa; Chordata; Actinopteri; Perciformes; Serranidae
Gene: deptor
Product: DEP domain containing MTOR-interacting protein
Exons: 10
Coding region: 317-1522 (401 amino acids)
Biological process (GO): intracellular signal transduction; negative regulation of TOR signaling
Molecular function (GO): protein binding
Source: RefSeq, a predicted model, not a curated record